Hevea brasiliensis (rubber tree) is the source of this 623-nucleotide messenger RNA. RefSeq lists its product as uncharacterized. Gene Ontology annotation, cellular component: mitochondrion. Bases 73 to 408 code for a protein of 111 amino acids. The record is from RefSeq and is a predicted model, not a curated record. NCBI's taxonomy places the organism in Eukaryota, Viridiplantae, Streptophyta, Magnoliopsida, Malpighiales, Euphorbiaceae. The transcript has 3 exons.
UGGAGCCGCAUAGACGGGAAGACUGAAGAGUGGAAGGGGUUUUGCUUGGCGUCGUCACAGAAAGAAAGAAAGAUGGCGGCCAAUGGUGCAAGAAGAACCCUUCAGUUCUCUUCAACUUCUGCAAAAGCCCUCUUAACCCGUUCACCACCACCACCAACAACAAAAACGAUAUCUUCCCUUUUUGCUUCAAAAGCCGCUAGCUUGAGUGGACUCUUUCCUAAGCCCUCCUCUUGUAAUCGCUUAUCACUCCACAAGCUAAACUUCUCCAGGCUUCCUGUGGAGUUGGGUGGUGCGCUAUCCUUGAUACCAUUGCAUAGUGUUACAGCCUCCGCAUUGUUUACCUCAUUGCUAUCAUUGCACAAUGACACUUGGGGAUGUCUAUCUGAAGGAUUUGCAACACCUCUAUAACAUGGCCAGUGGACUUCUGUUGUAGCUACCAACAAGAUGAUCAGCAGAGGUGUUAUGUAGUAUGUUUGUUUUCACAAUUAAACUAGCAUUUUCAAACGGAGAUGUUUAUUUAUUUCUUUGAAUGAUCUGAUAUUCACUGCUUUUCUCACCGGUCUCUGAGUUUUGAAAGAAAUACAAAUUGCUGAAUAACAAGCCAAUUUGCUGAAUUAGUUUAA